UUGAGUAGAUCAGGCAGUUUAUGGAAAUGUGGGGCUUUUCAGCGGCGCUCACGCCUCAGUUUACACUGAUCACGUGAUGCAUGGCGCCUCAUUUCCCCCUGGCUAUGAACCGUGCCUCAUAGACGUUAGCCCGGUAGCCGUUAGCCUGAUCCGCCGCGAUGAAUGUGCCCGUUGAGGUGCAGCUGGCUGCGGUCGUGGAGUCUCUGGUCUUCGCCUCGGUUGCCGAGCUGUGGAAGCUGCUGGAGCCCAGACCGGGCUUCCUGAUGUCGGCUUCAGUGCAGGCCAUGAGCCGCGGCAAUGUGAUUCAGUUUGCAUCCGUCAUGGAGACGCUGGGUAACGAGGCUUUGGGAAAGAUCUUAAACAUCUUAGAUGGGCUCAAGUGUCUGAAGCACAACGAGGCGACAAAAGACUUGAAAACACCACAGACUAGUAUCCUCAAUGUCCUCAGCGCUGUACGCCUGAAAGAUGAACACUCGUACGGAGGUGACUCUCAGACCUCUGAUGAUGUCACUCAGAUGUCUGAACCUGACCAGGAAAAUUAUGAAGAUCAGUUCAUCCUGGCGGUCACUGUGAAAGGUGAUGAUGGCAACAUCAACCUGGAAGACAUUGCAGACAAGGCCAAAGCUGCAGCCACUGAGCGUUCUGCUUCUGACCGCACGCCUGAUGUUGUGAUGCAGAAUGCGACUCAGAUGCGCUUCACGUGCACGGUCUGCAGCAAGUUGUUCAUGUCACCAAGCGACCUGAUGGCCCAUGACUGCAGCCAUACGGCUGACACACUAUAUGCCUGCGGCAUGUGCAGUAAAACCUUUCAUCAGAAGCGGUCUUUGCAGGUUCACAUGCGUGUGCACAGUGGUGAGAAGCUGUUUACGUGCACAGAGUGCGGCAAAGGCUUCUCCAAAAAGACGCACCUCAAGACGCACACCAUCAUCCACACAGGCGAAAAGCCCUACGGCUGCCACGUGUGCGGCCGCCGCUUCAACCUGCGGCAGAACCUCAACCGCCACGCCCACAUUCACACCGGAGAGAAGCCCUUUGUCUGCAAAGUGUGCGGGAAACGCUUCACACGUACCGUCACGCUGAGAAGCCACGAGCUCAUCCACACAGGCCAGAAGCCCUUCAGGUGCGAGCACUGCUCAAAGUGUUUCCGCCAUGUUGUCAACUUGAAGAAUCACCAGAGGAUCCACUCAGGUGUGCGGCCGUACAACUGUGACGACUGUGGCAAGACCUUCCGCCAGUUAGUCAACCUAAAGACCCACCGGCGCGUCCACACUGGCGAGCGGCCAUACGUGUGCAAGGAGUGUGGGAGGGCGUUCACCCAGAAGAGCAGCCUGGUGAUGCACGGUCGGACGCACUCCAUGGAGCGCCCGUUCAGCUGCAGCAACUGCGAGAAGACCUUCAAUAACAACAACACCCUCAAGGUGCACAUGCGCAUCCACACGGGAGAGCGACCGUACGAGUGCCAGGUUUGUGGUAAGACCUUCAGCCAGGGGAGCCACCUGCGGACUCACUGUCACCACAUCCACAGCGGCGGCAAACAGUACAUCUGUGACAUGUGCGGGAAGCGAUAUUCUGACAAGCGCAACCUCAGGCUGCACAAAUGUGUCUUUGCACACACGUGAAAGUCCCACCCACCUGGAGUGUGAUUGUGGGAAGUCAUUGGUUCUUUGAUCUGAUGUGGUGCCUAGCCACAGUGCUAAUGAGCUAAGCUAGCGGGUAUGUGAGGCUCAGGAAUAGGAUCUCCUCGGAAUUUGUUUCAGAACGUCACCUGCCAAAAGAAGGUGAAGGUAUUAAUGUUGCUAAGGUUGGCUAGCCGAUAUGCUCUAACGUUCAGGGUCUGUUAAAGGGUAAAAUAAUAAAUGUUGCUGUUUAACAUCAAAUUAAAUUGUUUCAUGUGUC
This is a messenger RNA of Thalassophryne amazonica, 1896 nucleotides long. RefSeq lists its product as uncharacterized. Gene Ontology annotation, molecular function: DNA-binding transcription factor activity; RNA polymerase II cis-regulatory region sequence-specific DNA binding. Gene Ontology annotation, biological process: regulation of transcription by RNA polymerase II. The transcript has 5 exons. The record is from RefSeq and is a predicted model, not a curated record. NCBI's taxonomy places the organism in Eukaryota, Metazoa, Chordata, Actinopteri, Batrachoidiformes, Batrachoididae. Bases 159 to 1619 code for a protein of 486 amino acids.